Closterium sp. Naga37s-1 is the source of this 498-nucleotide messenger RNA. The record is from the annotation of a GenBank genome assembly. NCBI's taxonomy places the organism in Eukaryota, Viridiplantae, Streptophyta, Zygnematophyceae, Desmidiales, Closteriaceae.
AUGCGCGCGCAGGAGCACCUGCACGCACGCACGCUGCCUCCCCCCCCCCCCCCCCCCCCCUUUUCGUCCCGUCCCGCGCCCUGUCCUGCCGUGCGCACGCAGCUGCAGCACGCACAGCCGCGCGCGCAACAAGCAACGCGGACAGCCGCGAGCAGGAAGCGCGCACAUCAGCAGCAGCCGCGAGCGCGCGCGCCACCGCACGCGCACGAGCAGCAGCCGCCCGCGGACGAAGCCGCAGCUACACGCGCCACUGCAGCCGCGCGCGCAGUCGCACGUGCAACUUCAGCAGCAGCCCCACGCGCAGUUGCCCACGCACUAGGAGCCGCUCAUGCAGCAGCAGCAGCCGCACGCGCAGCUGCCCACGCACCAGGAGCCUCGAGCGCAGCUGCACGUGCCUUCAUUACGCACUGCUACCCGUGCUACUUGACAGGCCACCCCGUUCCCCACCGCACUAGACCUCCUCACCCUCCUGUACCUGACCGCUCCCCACCACGCUAG